UGAAGGUGUGGCAUUCCAUGCUGUUAGUGUGGUUUCAGCCCAGGCUGCUCACUGCUGGGCUCUGUUCCCAGAUCACAUCCAGACCAUGUGCAACUUCCUCAGUGGCUCCUUAAAGCACGCCACUGGCCAAGGCGAGGUGUGGACAGAAACAUCCAAGUUCUCCCAGUUCGGCUGGAGGUGCACCACGAAUGAGAAUGAUUACUCACACAAAGUCCUUAUGGGGAACUGGAAUGAAGAGCGCUACGACAUCCAGAAUAUUGCACAGCCCAAGCCACUUCCUUCCCAAUACAGUCACUGCUUUGAAACAACAUACUCUUCGGAUUACAACAAGGACAAGCAUCAGAGAACAAGAAGAUUUGAACAAGAACCUCAUUGGUUUCCAGGCCACCAGCCUGAGUUGGAACCUCCUUUGUUCAAAUCAACUGCCCAGUCCUGCUACACAAUAGACUACAGGCCUCCAAACAGCAACUGCUUAUGUCCAGCACUCAGAGAAGGAACAAGAAGGAUGCAGAAAAAGCAACAGAGAUGAAGGGAAUCUGCAGACUGUGCCUUCAGCAUAACAGGAGGCCUGUCUGCUAGCAGUGCUACAAAGAUAUCCUUCAAACCAAAACAACCUGUUCUGCAUUAAAGCCAAAUAUAGCAUCUUGUGAAAUAUGUUUUUCCUGCUUUCUCA
Messenger RNA from Numida meleagris (helmeted guineafowl), 673 nucleotides. RefSeq names its product chromosome 23 C11orf1 homolog (gene CFAP68). The record is from RefSeq and is a predicted model, not a curated record. The transcript has 3 exons. Lineage: Eukaryota; Metazoa; Chordata; Aves; Galliformes; Numididae. Bases 86 to 529 code for a protein of 147 amino acids. Gene Ontology annotation, cellular component: nucleus.